Necator americanus (New World hookworm) is the source of this 579-nucleotide messenger RNA. RefSeq lists its product as uncharacterized. Bases 1 to 579 code for a protein of 192 amino acids. Lineage: Eukaryota; Metazoa; Nematoda; Chromadorea; Rhabditida; Ancylostomatidae. The record is from RefSeq and is a predicted model, not a curated record. The transcript has a single exon.
AUGACAUUGAUAAACGAAUGCCUGAAUUGCUCUAUUUUCCGAUGGUCGGGACAGUACUACCGACAACUUAGAGGCCUAGCUAUGGGACAAAGGCUGGCACCCACUCUCGCCAUUGUUUUCAUGGCCAAGAUCGAAAAGCCAAUAAUAGACCGGAAACCACUGCUGUAUUAUCGUUACAUAGAUGAUUGCUGCGUCUUCUGCUCAAAACAAGCAGAACUAGACACGUGCUUCAAUCUUCUCGAUCAGCAGUGUCCGAACAUUAGAUUCACAAGGGAGAGACCAAUAGACAACUGGUUGGCUUUCUUGAAUGUGCACAUUUACUUGCGGAAUGGGAUAUGUGAGACUAAGUGGUACCGGAAACCCAGUAGCAAAAACAUCUUAAUCCACUAUCUUUCAGCGCAACCCAGCAAAAUGAAAAAAUCUGUUAUAGGUAACAUGUACAGAACGGCAGCAAGAGUCUUAUCGAGUAGCCAGGAAAAAACAUGGUCUGUAAAUCUGGCCCAUAAAGUAGCAAUAUCCAUUGGGUACCCAGCUGGAAUGGUGCUACCCGACAAGCACGACAUCCCUCUCAAAGAUUAA